Messenger RNA from Diabrotica balteata, 897 nucleotides. The record is from the annotation of a GenBank genome assembly. Lineage: Eukaryota; Metazoa; Arthropoda; Insecta; Coleoptera; Chrysomelidae.
AUGGAAGGAAUUUGCGACAAAACCUCAGCACCCUCUGUAAGCUCCAUCAGCAGGCUUAUACGUGGAGGAAGAAAAAGCGAUUCUGAUAAGAAAAAUCACUCUAUAGAUGGAAUAUUAGGACCUAAUUCUUCUUGCGAAGACAGUGACACGGAAUCUGAACCUGGAAUCCCUCUAAAGCGCAAACAACGUAGAUCUCGUACAACAUUUACUGGUGAACAAUUGGAAGCAUUAGAACGGGCUUUCAGCCGCACUCAAUACCCAGAUGUAUAUACAAGAGAGGAACUAGCUCAAAAAACUAAACUAACUGAAGCAAGGGUGCAAGUUUGGUUCUCCAACCGACGAGCUCGACUAAGAAAACAACUAAACUCGCAGCAGCUUAAUGCUUUCAGUGCAAUAUCUUUACAGUCUGCUUUCCCAGGAGUUCAGCAACACUAUCCCGAAACAAACUUUAACCAAAGUUCUUGGGCUCAGCAAUCCUAUGUACCUUCUGCUAUAAGUUCAACUUCUCUCCCAAGUUCUCUUCCUACUGGUAAUAUCAGUAAUACAAGUACCAGUUCUGCAAGUACAACUACACCCUCGCAGAGUACGUUAUACAAUUCCUAUAGCAACGGAAGUCAUCUGGAACAGAGUGCUGUGUUGAACUGUAGUAACCAGUUUGGCUACAACACAUCCCAAGUAUCACCCAGCCAUCACAGUAUAUCUCCCCAACAAAGUGCUGUAUGGUCACGUCAUCCUCAGAGUAACAAAAUGACUGAAAAUAUCUCUCCAUCUUGGCACGAGAAUUAUAGUCUAUUGGCUUCGGGAACACAUUACGCAGGAGCCCAUUCUGCAAGCGAAGCAAAGUCAGGAUAUCCGUACUUUGGGGCUAUGGAAAUGGGUACUAGUAGAGUCCAUUAA